CUUCCAGUCUUCUACUAAAAGUUGCAGGAAACCCAAAAAAACAGUAAACUCACUCACUUACUUUUUAUGUUUUAUUUUGGUCAAUACACGCCCAACCUUUUCAAUUACGCUACCACUUCAAACCACGCAAGCUCCCAACACCUCAAAGAGUGAGAAGAAAGAGUGAGAAAGUGAACUUUCUUACCAUCCAAACAGAGUUUUGAAGAAAUGACCAAAGACGAUGACUUUAAGCUCCUCAAAAUCCAGACUUGUAUUCUCAAAGUGAACAUUCACUGUGAUGGUUGUAAGCAGAAAGUCAAGAAACUCCUUCAGAGAAUUGAAGGUGUUUACCAAGUGAAAAUAGAUUCUGAUCAGCAGAAAGUCACAGUUUCUGGAAGUGUGGAUUCUGCAACUUUGAUCAAGAAACUGCUCAGAGCUGGGAAACAUGCUGAGAUCUGGUCCCAGAAAUCUAAUAACCAAAGCCAGAAGGGAAACAACAACUGCAUCAAAGAUGACAAGAACAACAACAACAACAAAGGGCAGAAACAGGGCAUCCUCAAGAACUUCGAAGCCUUCAAAAACCAGCAAAAGUUUCCGUCUUUCAGCUCCGAGGAAGAUGAUGACUUCUUAGACGAUGAGGAAGAAAGCGAGGAGGACAAGCUGCGAUUUAUCCGUGGGAUGCUCAGGCAGCAGCAGCAGCAGCAAGCAAAUGAUGCAAACAAUGCAAAUGCAAAGAGAAAUGCUGGAGUGAUCAACGCAGCUGCUGCAGCUCCCAACAAUGUGAAGAUGAUGAACAACAUUGUUGAAAGUGUGAAUCCCGGGAAGAAAGGUGGGCCCCCGAAUCAGAACAUGAAGGCGAAUCCAGGCGGGAUUGAUCCGAAAACAAUGGCCGCCCUGAAGCUGAACAUCAAUAACGGCGAAGCUAAAAGAGGAAACAUGAAUGACCUGAGUGCGAUGAUGAAUUUGGCCGGUUUUCAUGGAAAUGCCGCUGCAAAUGCUGCUGCUUUGGAGGCAAAUCCCAAUGUUCUUGGAGGGUUUCAGGCUCAGGCAAACCCUAAUGCAGCAGGUUUCCCAGGUGGUGGAUAUACCACGGGGCAAAUUGGUCAACAACACCCAUCUUCUAUCCUGAUGAAUCCAAAUGGGUACACCCACCCAUCACAGAUGAUGAAUAUGCAGGCUAGGCAAGCAGCAAUGCAGCAACAGCCACAGAUGAUGUAUCAUAGGUCUCCCUUGGUUCCUCCUAGUACUGGCUACCACAAUUACUAUCCUAGCCCCGGCCCUACCUUUUCCCCUACAGCCGCCGCAUACCCCUACGGCGGUGAGCCUAGUUACGGCAGUAAUAACACUGCUGCUCACAUGUUCAGUGAUGAGAACACCAGCAGCUGUUCAAUCAUGUAAUUUCAUCAGCUAGGAAAAAACAAGCGUGUAGAGGUGUAUGGGAGGGGAGAGUGAACUUCUCUGUUUUAAUUGGUGGGGUUUUUAGGGCGACGAGUCGUUUGUUGGAGUGAAUCUAAUCACUUGUCUGUGUAAUGUAAUCUGUAGUUGUUGGGGUAAUGUUUCCCCUUCUUGCUUCAGGACUGACUUUAAUCCUACUAUCCUAGUAAAUAAUCUGCAUUGUUCUUGUAA
Malus domestica (apple) is the source of this 1605-nucleotide messenger RNA. Its product is annotated as heavy metal-associated isoprenylated plant protein 37. The record is from RefSeq and is a predicted model, not a curated record. NCBI's taxonomy places the organism in Eukaryota, Viridiplantae, Streptophyta, Magnoliopsida, Rosales, Rosaceae. Gene Ontology annotation, molecular function: metal ion binding.